Molecule: messenger RNA, 1795 nt
Organism: Gaeumannomyces tritici R3-111a-1
Lineage: Eukaryota; Fungi; Ascomycota; Sordariomycetes; Magnaporthales; Magnaporthaceae
Exons: 1
Coding region: 271-1548 (425 amino acids)
Molecular function (GO): mRNA binding
Source: RefSeq, a predicted model, not a curated record
UGGACCCGCAGCAACUGUACGACACUCUUCAGCGACGAUACGCCGACCAGACCUCGACGCCACCAAAACAUAUUCUAUCUUGCAGCCGCCAUAAUAAGAACCCAUGACUCUCGACGCGCCGCGCACUUAGCACUCACGCGCUCAAAAAAGAAGACUGAAAAGGAAAAAACAAAAGGAACGCAUCGCGGCCAUUGCUUCAAGCCUUGGGACCACAGGUACGUGCCCGAGCAGCUACCUAGGCAGUGACAACGCUGCGACAGAACGUUCAUCAUGUCGUACCCGGGUCCACCAGGUGUUAGCUCGCCGCACCCAUCGCUACCGCCGCGACCGCCCUCAGCGUCGACGGUCAAGAAGCCCGCCGGCGCGUCGCAGGGGCCGCCCUCGUCCCGACUCCCUUCCUUGCCUACGGCAUACGGCACGACUGCGCCCCCGGGGUACCCAGCCGCUACAGUCGCUGCGCCGUAUUCAUACCCUACUACCACGGCGCCUUUGGGCUACAACUCUCCCGCCAUCACCGCACCGCCCGCUCACUAUGGUGCCUCGCCCACUUUCUACUCGCAGCCCCCCUCCGCGGCCCCGGUGAAGUCUGCUGGCGCCUUCGGGCGUGAUGGACACAGCGGAGGCGGCAGCAGCGGCAACAAUCGUCGCGGCGGCGGCCACAACGGUGCAUACUCGGCAUACAACAACACGUUUUCGCCGACAGCGCCAGCCUACCCGAACCAGGCACCGCAGAUUAGGAACCCUUUCCCUGCGCCUGGUGUCUCAACAGCCGCUGCAGCGACCCCGCACUCGGCGGCGGGUGACGAUGCCGAGAUGGCUGCUCAGAUCGCACAGUGGCAGAGUGCCUACAUUCCCAAAAACGAGGCCGACCACAUGGCUGCCGCGGGAGGAUAUCCAUACGCGGGGGCGGACGCGCAGCAGGCACAACCGCAAUACCCACAGUACCCCCAGGCGGUAAGCGCCGGUGUUGGUGCCGAGUCGGGACAAAGCACGGAGGAGACAGCGGGCCAGGCACCGGGCCACAAGAAGACGGUAUACAGGGCCGGCGGUGGCAAGAAGUGGACCGACGACACGCUCAUGGAGUGGGAUCCGUCGCACUUGAGGAUCUUCGUGGGCAACUUGGCGGGCGAAACGACGGACGAGUCGCUGCUCAAGGCCUUCUCGCGCUGGAAGAGCGUGGCAAAGGCCAAGGUGGUUCGCGACAAGCGCAACAACAAGAGCAAGGGCUACGGCUUCGUCGCCUUCGCAGACCCCGACGACUUCUUCCAGGCGGCCAAGGAGAUGAACGGCAAAUACAUCCAGAGCCACCCCGUGACCAUUAAGAAGGCCAAGGACGACAUCGUGCCCAAGAACCUCAAGGAGGACAAGAGGAAUAACGGCGGGAAGAACAAGAGGCACGGCGGGAACAGAGGAGGCUCGGGCUCAGGGGCUGGGGCUGGGGCGGGUGCGGGAGGAGCGGCAUACGAGCCACACCUGGGCCCCGUGCGCCCCGGCGGCGUGGUCAAACCCGGACAGAAGACCAAGGGAGGCCUCAAGCUGCUGGGUUGAGCUGGUGGGUAUUCUGGCCGCUGCGUCGCGGUUCCAUGCAAGGUGCUUUUGCUGCCAGCUGGCAGAAUUGCCGCCGCGCUCGUCCACGAUACCCGGACCGUGAAAGCUUGGUAUGGCCAGGGGGCUAGAGUGGUGGGUUCUGUUGUCUUAAAAUACCAUCAACAAGGUAGAUGAUAGAUCCGGUUUGCUCAGAUGCGGGUUUGCCCUAAAUAUCUAGAUUCAGCGCAGAAAACGCAUACACUGCCCA